UCAAAUUUAUGCAUAUUAUUCUCCUACUACUCUUGACAAGUUUCGCACAAGCACUUCAAAAACAUCUCUCUCAGUCUCACAAAAUUAAUGGCGGAGUCGGAUAACGAAUCGGGCGAACAGCGGGAUCAGAGCUCGCCACGAGAGCAUGACCGGUUCCUCCCGAUCGCGAACGUGAGCAGAAUCAUGAAAAGAGCGCUGCCGGCAAACGCCAAGAUAUCGAAAGACGCCAAGGAGACCGUGCAGGAGUGCGUGUCGGAGUUCAUCAGCUUCAUCACGGGAGAAGCCUCGGACAAGUGCCAGCGCGAGAAGCGAAAGACCAUCAACGGCGACGAUCUGCUCUGGGGCAUGACGACCCUGGGAUUCGAGAACUACGUGGACCCGCUCAAGGUGUACCUGCACAAGUUCAGAGACGUGGAGGAGGAGAAGAGCUCCAUGGCCGGAAUUAGAAGAGACAAGGAUGCCAGCGAAGCCGACAAUAUGUUGAAUACCUACCACGGGCUGUAUGGAUUGAAACAUCAAGGGCCUGCCUAUGGGUAUGGCUCCGGUUACCAUGUCGGAGCUGGCUCCGGUGGCAGCGGUGGCUCAUUGAUUAAGGAUUAAUCAGUUUAUUUAAGUAUUGAUGAUUAAGCUAGCUAGGUGCUGUUGGUGAUUGGGACUUUGUUAUAAUUUAGAAAUGUUCGAGUCGUGUUUAUGUGAAAGUUUAACUUGGAAAAAUAUUUGUGAGUUGUUUAAUUUA
Messenger RNA from Salvia splendens (bonfire salvia), 736 nucleotides. RefSeq names its product nuclear transcription factor Y subunit B-3. The transcript has a single exon. Lineage: Eukaryota; Viridiplantae; Streptophyta; Magnoliopsida; Lamiales; Lamiaceae. Gene Ontology annotation, cellular component: nucleus; CCAAT-binding factor complex. Gene Ontology annotation, biological process: regulation of transcription by RNA polymerase II. The record is from RefSeq and is a predicted model, not a curated record. Gene Ontology annotation, molecular function: DNA-binding transcription activator activity, RNA polymerase II-specific; protein heterodimerization activity; RNA polymerase II cis-regulatory region sequence-specific DNA binding. The coding region runs from base 88 to 600 and encodes 170 amino acids.